Messenger RNA from Macrosteles quadrilineatus (aster leafhopper), 4564 nucleotides. RefSeq lists its product as uncharacterized. NCBI's taxonomy places the organism in Eukaryota, Metazoa, Arthropoda, Insecta, Hemiptera, Cicadellidae. The transcript is spliced from 12 exons. Bases 304 to 4518 code for a protein of 1404 amino acids. The record is from RefSeq and is a predicted model, not a curated record.
UGUUGAUGUUUUGUUUUUGUAUGUGUUUGGUAACCAGUGACUAGUGAGGUUAGGAUGAAAAUGGGAACGUAGUUAUUGUACUGUGUAUAUUUUUAUUCGAAAAUUAAAUUUAUUCGACUUGUUUCACUUGCCUAAUGAAUUUCGUUAUUGGUCUGUGACUUAUUAUAGGCAUAACUUAUUUGUGUUUCAUGAUGAACUAUAAUAGGCCUAGCCUCAUUUUAAAAGAAUGUUAAGGUUAGGAUUGUUGUAGGAAUGUCUCGUGUUUUGAUUACAAUUUAUACAAUUUAUUAGGCCUAGUUGAAAAUGAGUUCAAGUAAGAGUGUCAAAGUAGACACAGCUACUCAGGUAGAAUACAACUUUGUUGAAGCUCGGCGCAUUGUAGGUGAAGAAGACUCAAAAGUGAAAAACCUUUCAAACAGUUUAUCAAGUUUGAGUUUGAGGAAACAGAACAAAGGAAUAAGACCGCCUUUGGUGGGACAAGCUUCAUCUUCCUCGAAUGAUAGUGUGUCACUUUCUUUUGAUUCAAGGACCUCAGCAAGUACACAAGACAGACCUUUUAUGUCACCAACUCAAAUUGGUGCUGAUUCUAAACAAACAAAUAACCUGCCUAAUCGCAAUGACUACAUCAAUCAGAAACCACCUGAAGGAUCGUACAGCAAUAUUCAUUCAUCAUUUCCGCCAAAUGACGGCAAUCAAGAUUUGACACGAGUGCGAUCAUCUUCAUCUGCAUCCAGUGUAACAUCAAGCAGGCCCCUUGAAUGGGACAACGGUGCCGAUGUUGGCUAUAGCCAGUGUCAUAUAAUCAGUGGACAAAUAUCAGAUUCAAAUAUGAGCACCGUUGAAAGAAUGGCAUUAGUUAGAAGCACUAAACUUUUAAGAAGGUCUGAUCCUGAAGGAACUACUGGAGGAACAACCCAACAGGUGGGCCCAAUAAACCCUACACUUUUACCUAAAAUGAGAGUUAAAAGUUUUGGCAUCCCCAAUGCUGAGUCAACACCACUAGGAACAUGCUUAAAAAGUAAUGACAAUCCAGAUAUGGUAGAAUUUAUUUCUCCUAUUCCUUACGAAAAAUCACCAGAUCCUGAAGUUGAAGUAUACUCUUCUGAGUCAGAAGUUUGCGGGCAAACUCUUCUUAGGCCUUCGAAAGAUGUCUGUUCUGAAAAUCAACCCAAUUCAUUAGAAAAACAUAAGAUUCCCCUCUUUCCCGAAUUGAAAAAUUCAACGGCCGACAACUAUAAAGAAAUAAGGAAGGUUGAGACAUUAGAUAUGUAUGGUUUGAUCUGUUUACAAAGCAACAAAAUAAAUAACAGAAGAAUAGACAACAUCGCAGAAGAAUACCCUAGCAAAAUUGAUCUAGGCCUAUUUAAUAAUGGGUUAAACACAAAACAAGGAAAUCCUGACUGCUUGGAUAUGGGUAAAAAGAAGCUAAGUUCAUCCCUGGAAAAUAUUUGUAAUAUUAAUAACGAUGCUUCUUUGGAUGGGAAUUAUAUUGUUUGCAGUCUGCCUAGAAGUCAAAGCCAGACAGAUUUUUAUGAUGACAAAACGUCUAACAUAAAUAUUAGCAGCAAAGGAUCAAGAGGUAAUUAUCUCUUUCAAAAUUUGUUUAAAAACAAAUCAGCAUCAUCAUCUUCUGUAGCAACUGUUGUUCAAAGAAAGGGUGAUUCACCAAAACAUGCAACUAUACAAACAUCAGUUCUUAAAAAACAAUCAGUUGGUACUCAAGUACAUGACGGUCUAAAUGAAAUCCAAUCAAAUGCAUUUCCUGUUAAUCCCUUCUGUGAGACUCUACAUUUGCCUAAAGCAGUUUUGACCCAGUAUAUAACAAACAAAAGCAAUUAUUUUGAUAUUGCCAGUGACCAUAAACCUUCAAGUGCCUUGGUGGACCAAUGUCUCUUGGUAGUAGAAAAAAAUAACAAAGAAAAUGAAUACUCAAAAAGUAAUGUAGGUCUAAUGACUCAUUUUCAUGAUGGAAUUCCUUGUAAAGGCGCGCUUAAAAAAAACAAAGAACCAAAAGAACAUGCAAGUAAAAUUUUACAAAAUUUAAUAGAUGCACCUAACAGAGAUACAAUUAGCCCUACCAAUGUCUCAGUUCCGUCUGAAAUUAAAAUCCAUACAGUUGGUAGUGCUAAUUUGAAUUUCCAAAGAAGAAUCACAAAUGUGGGAUUAAUUGACAGUGUUGAAAGCAGUGCAAAAAGUGGUGGGUGUGGCACUGAUAAACAGUACUCUGUUACUGUUGAAGACAGAGUAAACAGUUUUGAAUAUUUGCCAGGUCAUGUAUAUGAAAACAAUGAAAGACACCAACCUAUUAAUUCAUGUGGCACUUCCUCAAUGUCAAUUGAAAACAAUACUUCAAACAAUGCCACUCCUGAAGAUCAGAAUAAGAAUUGGGAGAGUUCUGGAGGCAGCAUAUUAAGUACUUUUGAUAGAGAUGCUCAAAGAGGGGUUGAUAUACUCACAGACUUUGUGAAGGAAACAUAUGAGAAUGAUUCACUACUAAAAAGAAAGUUAAUAAGCAGAGUGAUUGACAAGUUGAUUUCAAGAAAUAAGCAGAACUAUCAAGAUUUGAUGAAAAAUAUACCAUGGGUUCCACCCAGACCAUCAAAUCCUGUGGAAAGGAAUGCUCUUAAAAAUCCAAAGUCAAAAGUGCCUUGUGAGAUUUCAUCUCAUUCUGAAAAGAGUGGUGCCACAAAUACAUCUUCAGAAUGUUUUAUUCCAAAGCCACUUGAUAGGAAUAAAUGUGUUCCAUCUUUUUACCAGGAGAAUUCAUAUAAAACAAAUGAAAAUGACUCUUCAUCUACCAAUACUUCAAAUUUCACACCUGACAAAGUUGCCUUGAAAGUUCUUGACAGGUCCGCUAAACCAGUCAAGUCAAUAGAUGACAUGAAAAAUAAAGACACUAGAAAACACCAGUUUACAAAACCUUGCGGAUCAUCAAAUAAGGCUUUUAGAACUCACAAUUGGAAAGAGCCAGUUACCAAAACAGAAAAACUAAUUGAAGAAAGAAGGAAAAGACAAAGUGACUCGUCUGGUAGCCAUACUAGUGUGUCUCAACUUCUUGAUAUUGAACGUGAAAAUCAAUUGUUCUGGAUUCGUUCAGAAAUUGACCAUCUGAGUAACUUAAGAAUUUUACUUGAAAGGCAAGAGGAACUGAAGCGUGGUUUGAAAAAUUGCAAAUUAAGACAAGACAGGUGUUUGGGGACAAAAAUUCUGAAAGACCAUAAUAGGGAGGAAAUUGACAAAAUAUCUGCUGCAACCUCUUCACACCAAGAAAAUAAAAAAUCUUCCAUUAUAUCAAGAAGUUGCCAUCCUUCAAAGCUGAACAGAUGGUCAAAAGACUUAGGAGCAAGAUCAACCAGUCAGGAAAAUGAUUUAGAUGGCUGGCUUUCUCAUCAGUAUGAAAACAAUGUAAAUAUCAAAUCCUGCUUAAAAAAGAAGAGUAAAAACCAAACCCAACCAAGUCACUCAAAAGAUGGGGAUAAGGAACAUGUUAUAUAUGAUGAGCCACCCCUGUCAUCUCAUCAAAGGGAAAAGAAAAAUCAGUCAAGUCUUCUAGAUAGAAAUCCAAGUGAAUCUACUCUUGCAGAUUGUUUUAAAAAACAACUGACUGAUGGAGUCACACAGGCCAAUAAACUCAAACAGAAAAAUAGAGAGUCAGGUUGUCAGUGUCCGUGUCAGGGCAAAUGUCAGUGCUGUUCCAAAGCAACAAAAAACACCAAGAAACAGGAACCUGUAGGAUACUACAUCAUAUUUGAUGACCCCAAGAAGAACAAAUCUCAAAUGGAAGGAAAUUGGUUUGAAGAUUCAAGGAUUUUCAGACCCAUGGAAGAACGCAAACAAAAGCCCGCAAGGCUGCAAAAAGAAGGACAAAUCAAAAGUACUAAUGGGAAUGAGAUGAAUAAAGCAGCCAUAGACAAGAUGUCAAAUAUUACAGAAUGUUUCAGUUCUGGCUCAGAACACUCAAGUGAUGAAAGUGUAAAUGAGAGAAGCAAGAGUGAUUCGGAAAGUAAAAAUCAAAUUUUUAAGGGAGGUGCAGGGGAGCUGCAGUACCAUCUGCUACACAAUCGGCCGUCAUAUGUGAGCCGGGCAGAAGACCGCAGACAGUGUAUUGCUCAGAUGCAGUACUUGCGUGAACUGAGCCACCAAAAAAAGCGACAGCAAAUGAGCCUUUCUCAGCCAGACCCACCUAUCAAAUUACGAAGAGUAUUUAGUCAGCACAAAAUGCGCCAAAUGACGGAAAAAAAGUACAGACAAUUAUCAGAAGUUCAAGAAAAACUACAGGAUACUAAAAAGAAGGAGAAUUACCGAACAAACAGACUUAUGGCUGAAGUAUUCAAGAAGGGAGAUAACUACAACAUUGCUGUGAUUGGGGGAGAUAACCACGAUGAUUCCAAUGUUACCUUGAAGUCUGGGAUUUUAAAGGUUGAUCUAGGAUGGAAUCUAGAUAAUAACCUGCAAAAACGAGUGCUUAAAGGAGAAGUCAACCUUUCCAACAGUGUCUUUGUCAUAUCUAGCCUUUAAAACCAUAAAUAUUUUUUUGUAUCAUUAAAACUGUGAAUUAAUCUGG